ACUCUAGAUGAUAACACAACAAAAUAUCUACUAUCUUUUAUAAUUAUUAUUAAUUUAUUAUUAAUUCGUGUGUAGUAUUUAAUUUUUUACCGCUAAACUUAAAAAUAUGUUAUUAUGUUAAACUCCAACAAAAAAUAACAUUUGUCUCAUCCGUAAAAUCGUAAUACUUGUUUGCUGAAAUUUUGUUAAAAUGAAAAACAAAUUUGACCUGGACUUUAAUGUACUCUGUAGGCUUUGCCUGCACAAAGGGCCUGAACUGCGUCCGAUUUUCGAUUGUGAUUUUUCUUACCGUAUCGAGUCGUGUGUUGGAAUAGUAAUACGGCAGUGUGAUCUUGGGCCAGUCCAUAUGUGCGUCAACUGUCUGAGUAAUUUAGAAAAUUGGGAAGAAUUUAAACAAAAAUGUAUAUCUUCCAAUGAAUGCAUUCAAAACUGCAUCAAGCAGUUGGAAGAAGAGAAACUAAAUUUGACUGUAGAUAAUUCUAUUAAGCUCGAAGAACAACUAGAAAUAGAUGAACAGGAAGAUAUUCAUGACAGUACGUUCAACAACGAAUUUAACAAUCAAGACUCUGAUAAUGAUUCGUCAAAAUCUAAGUCGCCCAUUUUACUAACAACACGAGAAGUCUACUCGAGAGCUGUUAAAAAAGAAGGGAAGACUUUUGAAGUGGCAAAUACUAAAACAUCCAAUAAGAAAAAACGAUACGGGUGUGGAAUGUGUUCUAUAGAUUUCACGGAAAAAGAAACACUGUACAACCAUUUAAUAGACUUCCACAAAUUUGAAGACAAUAACACCCCACAUUACUGUCUAAUAUGCAAUAAAGGAUAUUGUAACUAUUCACUUUAUCAAAACCAUUUGGCUACUGAACAGGAUAUUCAUGGAUCCAUUCAAAUUCAGGAUAAAAUCAAAGACUGUACAAUUGGUUGUGGACUAUGUACUUGUAAAUUCAGCCGGUCGACUAGUCUCUAUCGUCAUCUCAGAAAUCAUGCAUUGAAAAAAGACCUUAUGCCUCAUUUGUGUUCAUUUUGUCAAGUGGGAUUUCUUGACACAUACAGUCUUUACUUGCAUGCAUCAACCGAACAUCACGCUGCAUCAGUCACUGUAAAUGAACCAAAAAAAGAAUGUUCUGACCUGACAACCAUUCUUAACCAAGGGGGAGAAUUAUCUGGCAAGAUGACUAUGGCCAACGACACUGCAGUUGAUGAUGAGUACAAGGACAACAAAUAUGCGAUCACUACCAAGCGUAAAAUCAAAAAACUCAACACACUGGAGGACAAGCGUGCAAAGUAUCGAGAACACUACAGGCGAUUCCAGUCAAAGACAUACGCAUGUGAAUUCUGCGACGUCGCCUAUUCCCGGUUCUGUGAUUUGUUUAACCAUGACCGUACAGCCCAUGAUGACAUGCCCAAAGAGUUCAGCUGCCCCACUUGCGGCAAACUGUUCCUGACUGACAGCCGGCUACAGAUCCACCGGAAUGCGUUCCAUGCAGAGAAGGCGUUUAGCUGUGACGUGUGCAACGUGCGGUGCAAGUCUAAGCACACGCUGCGUACACACAUGCGCAAGCACAGUGGCGUGUUUACCUGCACACACUGCGGCCUGACAACAGCCAGCAACGCGGCACUUGUGUCACAUGUGCGCAUACACACUGGCGAGAAGCCAUUUGUGUGCGAUCUAUGUGGCAACUCAUACGCAUCCAAGCUGGGGCUUACGUCACACAAGCGCACCCACCAGCAGGAGGCACUGUUCAAGUGCAACGUGUGUGGGUACACGGGUUCCAGCCAUAGUUCCAUAUACAUACAUAGGCAGACGCACAACUCAGACAAACCAUUUGUGUGCGAUGUGUGCGGAAAAACAUUUAAGAUCAAGGUGCGGUUGGUUGACCAUCAGAAGAUACACUUCGCAUCCAAGAACUAUGUAUGUGAGGUGUGCAACAAGGCUUUCCUGGCCCGGUACCAACUAGUCCAGCACUCGCGUACCCACUCGGGUGAAAAACCAUUCCAGUGUCAUUUGUGCACCAAGGCGUUUGCCCGGCGAGAUGGGCUGUCAGAACAUAUCAGGACACACACAGGCGAGAAACGGUAUACAUGCACAGAAUGUUUUCGUACAUUUUCGUUCUACAAGAGCAUGAAGAAUCACAAGUGUUUAGUGGCGACCAGCGGUGGUGACGAUGAUGAUGACAAUGGUGAUAUGGAUAACAUCCGCAACACUAGUGAGGUAGAGACAACGACAGAUCCAAUGCCUUCCACCGCACUGCGAAUGACCACUGAAGACAAUGAGUCCACAUUGGAACAAUCUUAUCGAUCUACUGUUGAAGUCGAUAACAGCGGCAGUGGUAUUCCAGUGUUUCCCGUCAGCUGGACACCCAGUUAGGAACUUCUUAGUGAACUAUUUAAUUAUAAAUUUAUGUAAAUGUUGGGUAAUAUUCCAAUUCAUGUUCAUGGUCUGACUAGCUAUAAUAACCCAUUUUUUGAUUUAAAUCUUCCUGGCUUUACUAAACAAUUUCUAGGCCUGAAAUAUUGUGCAUUUGUGCCAGUCUGCCCCUGGCUGUCUGGUAGUGAUAAUUAGUUGAUACUACUUUUUCAAUUUAAUGAGUUACUAUUUUUUUUUU
Myzus persicae (green peach aphid) is the source of this 2603-nucleotide messenger RNA. Its product is annotated as oocyte zinc finger protein XlCOF6-like. Lineage: Eukaryota; Metazoa; Arthropoda; Insecta; Hemiptera; Aphididae. Gene Ontology annotation, cellular component: nucleus. Gene Ontology annotation, molecular function: RNA polymerase II transcription regulatory region sequence-specific DNA binding; DNA-binding transcription factor activity, RNA polymerase II-specific; zinc ion binding. Gene Ontology annotation, biological process: regulation of transcription by RNA polymerase II. The transcript is spliced from 5 exons. The record is from RefSeq and is a predicted model, not a curated record. Bases 191 to 2365 code for a protein of 724 amino acids.